AUGAAGUACUUACUUUCUCUCGUUACUCUUGUAGCGGUAACAAAUGCUGUUGUUAUCCCCAGACAAGUUAUUCCAUGUACAUUCUACAUGGCCGCAGUCGGUGAUCCCAAUGGAUCUAUUGUCGAAACCACCAUAGGAGAAAACCGAAUUGGCGGAACCUAUCCCCAAGGCCUCUACAGCAUCGAUGCCAAGAAGCUCACCGAUACCGAAGGUCACAAUUGCAGUAUAUCCUCCACCACAGCCCAGUUUCAAUGUAUUCAAGGUUCCGCCGUCACAUUAUUCACAUUGGGAGAUAAUGGAAAUUUACUCUACAACAACACCAAUGCGAAUUGGCUAGCCUGUCCUGCGACGGGACCCGGUGAGGAUGGAAGUUUCAACAUAUUCACCCAGGCCAAGAAGAACACAACGGGUUGUGAAACCAUCCAAAUCGUCACUGGAGGAUUUAGCUGUGCGGCUUUGGGCAGACCCACGAGUACAUCGACGAGUUCCAUCGCAUCUGCAACUUCCACUCCUACUUUUUCCAUCAUCCCCCUGCCCGCAACUACCUCGACAACCUCCGUCACCGCCUCCUGCCCCACAGACAUCACAUCAGGCCCCUUCCAAUACCCCCACCUCAUCGUACCUAUAUCUCCCGAAUCCCCCACCCACGCAUUCGGCAACCAAUUCACCGCACACAUCACACCCGAAAACAGCACCCUCUUCAACUUCGACAUACCUUCUUCUGCCCCUUACACAGGAACCUGCGCUCUACUCUUCCUACUACCCGUCGCAUCAGCCACUCAAGCCGGAACGUAUAAUUUCACAGGCAUCGAAGAAGAGACUGAGCAAAAUGGUGGGAUUAAUUUUGCAGUGCUGGAUGGAAUUGCAAACGUAAAUACGACGUGGGAUUCGAAACCGGUUGUAAAGAGUGAUUUGGGUACGCUGCAGGUUCUGCCUGGAAAGGGGUAUACGGUGGCGGUGUUUGAGUGUCCCGCGGGGAAAACAAAGAGUUAUAGUGCGGAGAGUGUGGGGGGACUGGGGUUGGAGUAUUUUGAGAAUAGUGCGAGUAGUGCUAUUGGGUUGUUUAUGGUGCCUUGUUCUUAG
Messenger RNA from Sclerotinia borealis F-4128, 1083 nucleotides. NCBI's taxonomy places the organism in Eukaryota, Fungi, Ascomycota, Leotiomycetes, Helotiales, Sclerotiniaceae. The record is from the annotation of a GenBank genome assembly.